This is a messenger RNA of Astrephomene gubernaculifera, 2009 nucleotides long. The record is from the annotation of a GenBank genome assembly. Lineage: Eukaryota; Viridiplantae; Chlorophyta; Chlorophyceae; Chlamydomonadales; Astrephomenaceae.
UCGUAUCCUAAGUCCACGCAAGCAAAGAUCCUCGGCAGUUAACGUCAGCACUCAUCAGUUGCCUUGUGCGCGGAUAACCCUAUUAGAACAUCUGCAAAGGUUUGUUGUACUAUAUUGAUAAUACCACUCACAUCAAGUCGAGGACACAACAGGCCGCUGUCCGCGUAGGGCCAUACAUCGUCACAGCCAACGCGGCACAAAAGCGCCGGGCAAUUAGUUUGGCCUUUACUCUUUCACCGAUAGGACCUUAGCUAUACCGACUCUGUUAGGAAAUGCAGUCGGAGACCCUGCAGGGUACAAAGCGUCUAGCGCUAAUCUCCGCCCACCAACACGGCUUCCAAGGAUUCCCAGCCCUUACGUGUCGUCAAGCACCGACGCGCUCAGCACCUUCCAUAUGCGGUACACCCCUGCACCUCGGAGCCACACGGCUUCAGCCUUCCUCCACACGGAUCCCUGCGUUAAACGCCUCAGCCUCAGAUGGGGCCAGGCCACUUACAACGUCUGCAGCGGCUGCGGUUCAAGCCGAGGUUAGGGCCAAACCCACUCCAGCAGCUCUGCCAAGGGAGCUGGUCAUGCAACUAGGCCAACUACCCCCGCAGUGCCAGGUCCCCGCCUGCACGCUGCCUGCACUGCACCAGAUGCUGGAGCACUACGCAGCCCGCACGCCCCGUCUGCUGUCUGUGCUGGAGCUGGUGAUGCGCCCCGGGUGGCCUCAGGUGGCUCAGCUGGGCCACGACCACUUCGCCUUCAGGACGUUCGGGGUUCCCGGCCUGGGAAUUGCCUCCCUGGAGCGAGUCCUCCUCCCUCUGGGCUACACCCGCGUGCCCCAGCAGCCGCCUCUGACCUUCCCGGGCAAGAAACUCGUGGCGGCGUGGUUCCGAGCGACCGACCCACGGGUCAGCGCAGUGCUGCCGCGCGUCUUCGUCAGCGAAAUACAGGUGGAGCGGCUGUCUGAGAGCGCGCAAGAGGUCAUCCGGGGUUGUACCGGCUGGGCGGUGGAGGCGGAGCCAGAGCAGACCACGGUGCAGGUCGUGGCGGCUCUGCUCACCGGUACGGCACCCUGGCCCCGCCCCACCCUGGAGCAGUACGACACGCUGCUGCGGGAGUCGGAGUACGCAGCAUGGGUCCUGGCUCACGGCUACAGCCUGAACCACACGGCCCUGGCGCUGCACCGCCUGCCGCCCGCGGGCCAGGGAGCCGACAUCGCGGCGCUGGUGGAGCGGCUGGGGGCGGAGGGGCUGGAGCUGAACCCGGAAGGGGGGCUGGUGAAGGUCAGUCCUGACGGCUUGCUGCUGCAGUGUGCCGUACUGGCGGACCGAGUGCCCUUCACCUUCGCAUGCGGGGCGCAGCGGGACAUCGCGGCAGCGUACGUAGAGUUUGUGCAGCGGCUACGGCUGCCAGAGUACGCUGGCCUGCCGGCUGAGGAGGUGCGUGAGGAGCAUCUGCGAGACGGCUUUGAGGUGGGCAACGCGGACCGCAUCUUCGAGUCCACCACCCUUGCGGCGGGCGCACGAGGAUAGGGAAGUGAUGAGAAAACCGCUUUCUACAGUGAAGGGAAAUGGUGUUAGCAGCUUUAGGUGGAUGGCUUAGGAAUUGGGGAAGGAAUCCCAUGAAUCAAUUGUAAGGUGUCUUAGUUGCACAGAGCGAAGUUCGUCGGGUACCCUGUGAAUUGGCUUCGGGGUUGAAGUUAGGUCCGCGCAGCAGAAGCAUGGCAUGUCUUGCAUCGUUCGGUGGCCGACAAGCGUGUCGAUCUAUCCGCAUAGAGUAAACCAGCUGUGUUAUCACCCGUACGUAUCGCUAGUGAAUUUUCCCGGCAUACGAUACAAUUAUGAGGUGGCCAACUGCGACGUGACGGCUAAGAUUGCUUGCAAGCCAUUGCUAUUGAUGGUUGGACCGCCGUCUCUGCUGGUGCUGCAGCACAGUAGGAAUUCGCACUCUCCUGGGUCGCAUCUACGGGUAACAAUGAUAAUUGUCAUAUCAUGAUUUGACAACCGACAGCACGUACGGAC